Schistosoma intercalatum is the source of this 303-nucleotide messenger RNA. NCBI's taxonomy places the organism in Eukaryota, Metazoa, Platyhelminthes, Trematoda, Strigeidida, Schistosomatidae. The record is from the annotation of a GenBank genome assembly.
AUGAAAUUUUAUACACAAAGUAUGAAAGUUGGCUUAGAUGUAAAACCGGAAGAUUUAAAUAUUCAUUUAAAAAAUGGUUUAUUAACAAUUAUGAUUAAACAAAAAGGUAAUAAUAUUGAAAAUAAUCAACAAACUAAAAUUGCCCGUGAAUUUCUACAUGAAAAUACUAUACCAAUUAAUGUUGAUCAAAAUAAAUUAACAGCAAAAUUAGAUAGAGGUAUAUUAAUUUGGGAAGCACCAUAUAUGACAACAUCAUCAACUAUAACAACAUUAACAAAUGAUUUAAUUGAUAUUCCAGGAUAA